GAAGCCCUCAGCAAACAUACGCUUCUACACAGUACAGGGCCCCUAUACUCCCCGAGAGAUACACGACUCCGGAAGCAAUACAAAGCCAGUCAAGCCCUCUCCCGGUACAACAACCAUCAGUCUCCGAGAAAGAGACCUUCAAUGAAAUGUCUGGACCCACACAAGGAGAUGGGAAUCGAGUACCACAGCCGUGCCCUACGCCAGAGCAGGCAACCCUGAGGCGAUCAGAGAGAGUGCGCCGCAGACCUUGCAGAUACAUUGAAGAAUACUGAUUUACAAUGACUGCUGUUAGUUACCAUUAGAACAAUGUUAGAAUAUUUACUUGUAUAGGUCAAUUUAGAAGUAGACCAUAAGUUACACGUUUGUAUGUUAGGUUACUGUUCAAAUGGAAGAAGUAGUAUUGGGCUACCUGUAGUAGCAGAGGGACUAGGGGGACUGGGGCGAAGUAAGAUGGCGGCCUCCUAGAGCGAUCGGACUACGAUUGUAUGGUAGCACCUUAGAGUAUCUUAGACACAGUAAACGUCUUACUACACUUGUCUCCGCCAUUGGCAUUGUGGAUGCACAUACACUCCUCCUUGGUCUGUUUAGGCAUGCAAGUAAAGUCUUUCAGGGGACCAUUCUGGAUGCAUUAUAUCUUGAGUUAGCAAAGGCUUGCGGCAUACGCACACAUCCAAAGGAUUUUGGAACGUUUUCCAUUAAUGCCAUGAAGAAUCUCCAAAUGCAAGGCAAACCCAACUUGGUUUACAAAUGGUGCCAGUGCUUUCAUGGGGUUAACCGAUCCUUGCAGCUAGAUAGGAUGCCAUUUGGAAUGAUCCAGUACCGCAUUGAGUUUUUCAGUUGUACACAUAUAGCACAGAUAUCUGUGUCCCCUGACUAUAAAAUAUGGCUAGACACAAUGGAGGCAGAGUUUGGUGGUGGGAAGUUUAAGCGCUUGUUUCGUGGCCCUAUGUGGAAUGGCUGUGACAAGAAAGACAUUGGUGAUCCCUCAAAGGCCAAACCCAACAUACCAUGCAGAAGCAAACAAGCCCAACUGAAUGCCAUUGCUAAGAGUGACUUCUCUUCUAAGCCAGAAAUACAGACUGAUGGGACUGAUGUGAAGGAAGCCUUACAAGAGUCAUUAUUAAAAGUAUGGAAUGGUGAUGUUGAUGGAGCACUUGAAACCCUACAGGGACUGUAUGAUGACCGACUCCAUGUAUCGCAAGCUCUUAGUGUCCACAAAUUGUGUGGGAAAGAGUUAAGGGACCCAGUAGUGGCUGUUAACAAUGAGCUCAAUAACAACAUCCUGUUUCUCUAUUAUGGGCUUGCCAAGGCUGUUCAACUCUUCAGAAAGAAAUUUGAUCCCCCCAACACAAAGACUGAGAAGUUGAUGUCACUCAACUGGGAAAUUGUUGAGUUUAACACGCUUUGAGAGUAGGCAACUCGCUUUAGAGUAGUAACAAAAGAAAUGUUGAACUGUCUGGACCCUCUUCUUAGCAUGUCCAAAGAUUUGAAAGAGAGUCUGGAAUCCAACAAGGAAAAAAAGCCUCCCAGGAUGUUGCCAGCUUGUGAAAAAAGGCUGGAGACUAUGAUCAGUUCCUGAAGAACCUCUUAAAAAAAAGGCAAUGUGCCACCCACGUCCUAGUGUUCAUGGUAUCUGACGAAUGCAGAGACAAAAAGCCUUAUGCUAUUCCUGUUCAGUAUAUCCCAUACCACACCAUCAGGGAUCGAGAAGUCAGGGACCUCACCAAGCUCAACAAAGUAAAAAUGACCAAAGCUGGGCUUCCUGUUGUUGGUACUUGUACUGAUGGAGAGUUUGAACAGCUUCGAUGUCGGUGCGAGACUAGACCUCUGCAAGUCUGGCAAAAUAGUGCAUGAUUCUCGUGAAAGUGUGGGCAAAAUGAGCAAAAAUACACUCCUCCAGAUGCUUCAGCUACAAGGAGUUGAAUAACAAAAACAUUUAAUAAAACCCAUUUAGUGUCUUUUCUACCACACCUUGCUUAAUGUCGCUUUACGCGUGAAAAGGAAAUGCCCGCUUUGCAACGCAAUGAAUACACUAGGCACGACUAUGGCAGAAUAUGGGGGGAGACAGACCGAUCGAAAGCGAGUUAGCGUGACGUGACGACUAGCGCGUGACGUAGCAACUGUAGUGUAAGCAUAUGACCUUUAGGCCUCACUCAUCUCCCCUACACUCCGCGUGAAGGAUCGGACGAGAGUAUUGGCUGGUCCACAAACGCACAAGCACACCUUAUAGCAAACAAACCCCGCUUGGGGAAGUCGUCAGACAGAACUAACCGCAGACUCUCGGAGAUACUCCCCGGUUUAUUACAAUAAUAAAGCAAUGAUUAAGUUAAUACUUGUUUACAGUUGAUCGCCAAGCUAACACUGCCUGUACACACAAAGAAACCUGUCAGUAAAAGGGAGGGAGGGUGGGCAAAUGUUUCUUUACAGUACCCGUAGCUUAUGAAGCGAAAGAGCGAAUGACUUUACUUUAGGUGUGGCGCUUUAUAUAGGUAGAUAGCGACCAAUAAGAAUUAAGAACGUGUAUAGUAAGGUAUCUCACGUGAAACAUAUUGAGUAAUACCUGUGCUAUCGUAGCA
Nematostella vectensis (starlet sea anemone) is the source of this 2576-nucleotide messenger RNA. RefSeq lists its product as uncharacterized. NCBI's taxonomy places the organism in Eukaryota, Metazoa, Cnidaria, Anthozoa, Actiniaria, Edwardsiidae. The transcript has 5 exons. The record is from RefSeq and is a predicted model, not a curated record. The coding region runs from base 704 to 1408 and encodes 234 amino acids.